This is a messenger RNA of Erinaceus europaeus (western European hedgehog), 660 nucleotides long. It is a transcript of the gene NDUFA13, whose product is annotated as NADH:ubiquinone oxidoreductase subunit A13. NCBI's taxonomy places the organism in Eukaryota, Metazoa, Chordata, Mammalia, Eulipotyphla, Erinaceidae. The record is from RefSeq and is a predicted model, not a curated record.
UCCACCCUGCUCAUCAUGGCGGAUGACGCUUACGCCACACUCCUCACGGCGGCGUCUCAUUCCCGGCAGCGUGGGCUGAGGCCACUCUUGUUAUGGCGGAGGCCUCCUGCACGUCACUUCCGCCUGAGACCGGAAGUCUGGGCCGCAAAGAUGGCGGCGUCAAAGGUGAAGCAGGACAUGCCUCCGCCGGGCGGCUACGGCCCCAUCGAUUACAAGCGGAACCUCCCGAAGCGGGGCUUGUCGGGUUACAGCAUGUUCGCCGUGGGCAUCGGGACCCUGCUCUUCGGCUACUGGAGCAUGAUGCGCUGGAACCGCGAGCGCAGGCGGCUGCAGAUCGAGGACUUUGAGGCCCGAAUCGCCCUGAUGCCUCUGCUGCAGGCGGAGAAGGACCGCAGAAUCCUGCAGAUGCUCCGGGAGAACCUGGAAGAGGAGGCCAUCAUCAUGAAGGACGUGCCCGACUGGAAGGUGGGCGAGUCCGUGUUCCACACCACGCGCUGGGUGACCCCCGUCUUGGGCGAGCUGUACUGGAACCGGCCAAGGGACGAGGCUGCGCACGCGCACUACGGCUUCAUCUGGUACACCUAGCCGCCUGGCCGCAAUAAAGCCCGAGCCCGAGCCCGAGCCCGCGUGCCGGCUGAGUUUCUGGGGGCUUGGCCAAUG